CUGAGGGCGGGCUGCGGCCGGGGGCCCUGCCCGGGGGUCGGCUCCGUGCUCCGCUCCGGCUGCGGGGGCUCCAGGCAGGCAUGGUCGGCUAUGACCCCGGCUCCACGUGCGUCUCCACGGCGGAAGCGGCUGCAGCAGGGUCAGCAUCUGGCUUCGUCACCCGGCUCCUUGUCAGUCCCUUGGAUGUCAUCAAGAUCCGGUUCCAGCUUCAGAUCGAGCGGCUCUCCUCCAAAAACCCAGGCGCGAAGUACCACAGCAUCCUGCAGGCCGCACGGUGCAUCUGCCGGGAAGAGGGCUUGGUGGCCUUCUGGAAGGGCCAUGUUCCUGCUCAGCUGCUUUCAGGUGGCUACGGAGCUGUUCAGUUCAUGGUGUUUGAGAACCUGACACAACUGGUACACAGCAUCACCUCCUACGGCACCCGCGACUCCUUGGUGCACUUCACCUGCGGUGGGCUGUCUGCCUGCACAGCCACGGUUGCAGUCCAGCCUCUUGACACGCUACGCACCCGCUUAGCUGCUCAGGGUGAGCCUAAGAUCUACCAAAACCUUCGCCAUGCAGUGGUCACGAUGUACCAGACAGAGGGACCUCGGACGUUCUAUAGAGGUUUGACCCCCACAAUCAUUGCUGUCUUCCCAAAUGCUGGUCUCCAGUUCUCCUUCUACAACAUCCUGCAACAGCUUUCUGAAUGGGUGGUUCCAGCUGAAGGAAAGAAAGGAGGCAACGUUAAAAACCUUGUUUGUGGCAGCUGUGCUGGAAUCAUCAGCAAAACCCUCACUUACCCCUUCGACUUGUUCAAGAAGCGACUGCAAGUGCAUGGCUUUGAGCAGGCUCGGGCAGCCUUUGGGCAGGUGCGGGUGUACAGCGGUCUGCUGGACUGCAUAAGGCAGAUCAUGCGAGAGGAGGGCCCGGGUGGAUUCUUUAAGGGCCUCUCACCCAGCUUGCUGAAGGCUGCUGUCUCCACUGGCCUUACCUUCUUCUGGUAUGAGCUGUUCUGCAGCCUCCUGUGCUCCCUGAAGACUGCCGAUGGCAUUGCAAGGAAGGAGCGCUGAAAGGGACAUGUCUGUGGCUCCCUGGUGCCCUCCUAGAGGAGGCGAAACUGAUGGGCUUUGCUCUGUCAUGAGCACGUUGGGAAUGUCAGAGUUCCCAGAGCUCCAUCAGCCUGUAGGAAAUCACCUCCUGGGACCAAGCAGGUGAAGGCAGCUGCAGUUCUGCUGAAGACACUGAACUGCUUUGCUUGAAGCUGUUCAACUGAGCACUUUUUUCCUCUGUUUCCUCUAAUCUCAGCACUCACUUAGUGGGGAGAGGGGGGAACCAAGCAGAAAACUACCUGCAAUGAAGAGGCACCUGCUGAAGCAGGUGUAUCCCUGUGCUUGCCCUGGAUCCCAGGUUGGGAUCCUGGUGUAGCUGGUGCUGCUUAUCCAACCUAACACCCACUUCCUAUAGCUGCAUCCGCACAGCUGUUUCUUUGCUCUGGACUGUUGUUUGCACCAUGUUCUUUCCUUGGUGUAGCACAGGCAGCUCUGUGCUGCUGUUGUGAAGUCAACUCAAACCUCCUUAGUGUCACAGAGCCUCAGUUUCCCUUUUAUUUGCUGCCAGCUGCUGCUUCUUGCUUACCACUUGAAUCAGCCACCUGAAACACAGCAUCUUCUGGUGGAUCACCCCCAAACUUGCUCUUCCUUUAACUCUGAUGAGCUUGAUUGUAUCCAAAGUGCCCGUUUCUCUUGCACGUCUUGCCACACAUCUCUUGGGGUUCUGCAUUGCCUCAGUCACACUUUUGCAACUCAGUCUGCAGAUUAAGAACCCCUCUCUAAAGGAAUUCAACGCACAAGCCCUAUUCUUUAGGGUUCUUUGCUUCAAUGCAGUGAGUAACCAAAUGCUGUAUAGAGUGCUAGAAAUACUUAAUCUAAGUGGGAAUGAUGAAGGAAAAGGCCUGUGGAAACUAGUAAAUACCUUUUUAUUAUUAUUAUUA
Molecule: messenger RNA, 1969 nt
Organism: Melopsittacus undulatus (budgerigar)
Lineage: Eukaryota; Metazoa; Chordata; Aves; Psittaciformes; Psittaculidae
Gene: SLC25A19
Product: solute carrier family 25 member 19
Exons: 7
Coding region: 81-1049 (322 amino acids)
Biological process (GO): thiamine pyrophosphate transmembrane transport
Cellular component (GO): mitochondrial inner membrane
Molecular function (GO): thiamine transmembrane transporter activity
Source: RefSeq, a predicted model, not a curated record